AUGGAUGAUUUAGUUGUUGUAAAUUUCUUAUCCAAAAAGAGAGUGGUUCCAAGUUCCCAGCAUUAUUCAAAAUCAGUUCGUGAUAUUGCAAGACUAAAUUUAAGCGCCCUGGAAAAAGAAGUAAAUACAUCUAGAAACCAACCAUCAGGCAGAAGAACACAAACUUCUAGACCGAUUAAGUCAUAUACAUCUCGAUCAAAUCAAGAAGGAAGUCAAUCUUCGCGUCCUGAAAAAACAAAGAAAGAAGUACAGAAAUUCGUUGAUCAUCAUAUACUAGAAAAUGUUAUUCAGACAAGACAUGCAGAAGCUAUUCAAGCUGAUCAAGAAGAGCAAAUUCAUCCAAAUAGAUUCAAAAUUGACAGAAGAAAUCUUCCUCCCGAGCAAAGGCCUUCAGCAAGACCUCAUUUCAGAUAUUAUUAUUGGGGAUGA
Trichomonas vaginalis G3 is the source of this 429-nucleotide messenger RNA. RefSeq lists its product as uncharacterized. The transcript has a single exon. The record is from RefSeq and is a predicted model, not a curated record. Bases 1 to 429 code for a protein of 142 amino acids. Lineage: Eukaryota; Parabasalia; Trichomonadida; Trichomonadidae.